Messenger RNA from Diaporthe batatas, 4281 nucleotides. RefSeq lists its product as uncharacterized. Lineage: Eukaryota; Fungi; Ascomycota; Sordariomycetes; Diaporthales; Diaporthaceae. The transcript has a single exon. The record is from RefSeq and is a predicted model, not a curated record. Bases 1 to 4068 code for a protein of 1355 amino acids.
AUGGCAAACCUGAUGAUCCAGAGCCAGGAAUCCCACCUCCUGUCCCCCGACAUCUCCCCCGCCGGGUCGGACAGCGGCCACGUCGAGGACCUUAGGGGCCUUUCUUUCCCAUCGCUUGCGGGCAAGGCCCAGGUCGAGAAACACCACCACCAAACCUCGAAGGAAGAAGCAACGACAAAAGCUGCAGCCACACCUUCACUUGGCCAGAAACCACAACACCACACCUCGCUUAACCCCAGCACCUGCAGAAGCAAGAACAGCACAUCCGCAACCACCACAAACGCAAGCAAAAGCAAAGCCAAGAGCAAAAGCAAACCCGACCCGUCACAAACCACGCGGCAGCCAGCCCCGGGCCAGGGCAACCGCCUGUCAAAAAGCAACAACACCACCAUCGCCAACGCCAAGAUGACCAGCAGCAAGGCCGAGGCCAAGAAAACCCGCCGCAGCCCGACGCCCAUAAACGUGCAGAUCAUACGCGCUACUACUUCUCCCCCAUCUUCAUCCUCAUCCUCAUCCUCAUCAUCAACCUCAUCCCAACAACAACAACACCAGCAUGGCCCCCCCGCAUUCACAAUGACCCUCCUCCCGAUGACCAAGAUCCGCGAGCUGUGCCUGCACGCCUCGGCCCACGCGCGGCGGCACCUCGGCCUCGUGCUGGACGGGUCGCGCCUCGAGGCCCGCGACCGCGACGGGCACGUGUUCGGCGGCCACGAGGCCAUCGCCGAGGAGGUCCUGCGCGGGGAGACCAUCUUCCUCGUCGAGGGGGGCCUGGACGCGCGGGGGAGGGCCGAGGCCGAGGCCGAGGCUGCUGCUGCUGCGGCUAGGAGCAGGGCCAGGAGGAGCGCGAGCAGGUCGAGGGAGAGGGGGCGGCUGCUCUGCCUGAAGAGUCUGGAGCUCGAGGGGGAGGGGGAGGGGGAGGUCGGGGCCAGGGGCGCGCCGUACCGCACGCCUUCUGUCUCGUCUGGGGCGUCGUCGUCGUCGUCGUCGUCGCAGCAGGGCGCGGCGUCAGGGUCAAAGGCGGGCGGCAGCAAGAGGCCUGCCGGGCCUAGGGUGACGCCUUCGCAGAGGGCGCUGGCCAUUGCGCAGAUGGCGGCGGCGCAGGAGCCCGUCGUCCCCAGGAGGCGACCUGCAGCAGCAGCCAACAGGAGCCUGCCCUCGCCGGCGCUGGAGAAGGUGGGGGGGAAUUCUUCUUCUUCUGACAGUGAGCAGCAAGAAGAAGAGGGGCCUGGCGACGACACGCUGGUGGGCGACGACGCGGAUGGCCUAGAGGGGAGGACGCUGGUUGCCGCACCAGCCGAAGCGCGCAUCGCAACCCCGCCACCUUCGUCGCCCAAAAAACAACACGACGACCACCACCAAGAAGUCCCACCCAACCUCCAGGAUUCCCAGCUUGUCAUCCCAGACUCGCAGGACCCUUUCUCGGAGGACCUCUUCUCCCAGCAAUCAGCCGCGUCGCAACCACACCCCGCCGCCCCUCAGACCUCCUCCUCCAACCACCCCGAACCGCCUGACGACGCGUCCAGGGCUCACUCGCAGCAACACCCACGCGUCAGGGCUACUCCCACCGCCACUUCCACUGCUAUUACUGCCACCACCACGCCUGCCACCGCGCGCAGCCUUCCCACGUCCAAACCAGACCCGUACGACAUCAACAACGUCCUCUCAGACGACGACGGCGACGGCGACGGGCUCUCUGAUGAAAGCAACACCACCAACAAACACACCCUCAGGAUGGCGCGAUCAGUCCGAAAGCUAGGCAGCGCGACCGCCACCCGCAAGGCCGUCGCGCCGCCCCCAUCGCCACGCCGCCGCGCCCAAUCAAACCCACCACCACCAUCACCCUCGCGCGCCGACAGGGCAGGAGCCGCGACGUCGACACCGACCAACAAGGCAACACCCGUCAAGGCCGGCCCGUCAUCGCCAGCCGCGCCGCUGCCCUCCUCGCCCACCACCCGCGCCGCCGCGAAGCGCCGCGACAGGACGCCCCAGCUGCCCGGGCCCGGCCAGCCCGUGAUCCGCGUUCCGUCCGACUCGGAGGACGCCGACGACUUCAUCACGGACCAGGACCUCAUGGAAGGUGCGUUCCGCGACAUGUCCGCGUGCAACAGGUCGCCCUCCUCGCUGCCGUGGUCCCAGCCCCCUCUCCGCGCUGCGGCUGGGUCCCCCGGGAAGAGCCCCGUGAGGAAGCCAGCACCGCCGCCGUCGCCUGGCAGGCGGCGGGGCCCUAUCAAACCCUCAUCCGUUAUCACAAGCCCCUCGAAGAGAGAGGAGGCCACCAUCGUCCACGACUCGGAAAGCGAAUACGAGCAGGAGAACCCUCUCGUCAAGACGGAGGGGCGGGCCGGGGGUCCCGUGGCGGGCGGUCAUCUCAGAGGGAGCCUGGCCAAGAUGAUGCCGCCGCCACCGCUGCCGCGCAAGCAAUCCAGCCAGAGGAGCCCUGUCAAAUCCGCGCCAAUCAUCACAAGUCCCUCGAAGAGGGAGGAGGCCACCGUCAUUCACGAUGCGUCCAGUGCAGAGAGCGAAGAUGAGCGGGACGCCCGGCCUGUGAAGAAGGAGGAGGCUGGUGAAGGGCUGUCGCCGUUCCUCGGGAGAGGGCUGGCUGACAUCCCAGCCAUCGACGAGAAGCCCCCACGGGGGGAGAGCAACCAGCACGAGGUGAUUGAGCUGUCAUCGGGCAGCGAAUCGGACUAUGACCUCCUGGAGGACAUGCUGGAAGAGGAGCAGGAGGUGGGCCCCGAACCCGAGCUACCAGCCAUCGACGCCGAUGAGCUGCAUGUGCAGGGGGCACAGGCCCCGUCUCUCCGACAAUACUCAGCCCGAGUCGACCGGCCACUUCUGCCUGAAAGCAGCCCCAGGACAGACCCAGUCAAGAUCGAGCCAGACUGCGAAGAAGCACCGCCCUCGGCCCAGACGAGCAAGCGCAGGCGCGACGCCAGCCGAGAGCCCGACCCCAGGGAGGAAGAUCACCGCGAGACGAAAAGGGCCAAGAGGCAGGCCAAGAAGGCGAGACAGAAGGAGAACCGCGCGCACAGGGAGUCUGUGCUCCUCCAGCAGCAGGAGGAGGACGAGCUCGCCGCGCUCGAGGAGGUGCGCAAGGAGGUCGCGCUCGAGAGGGCCCACCGCCGCGCGCUGGAGCUCGAGCUGAUCGUGUCCUCGCCCGCCAGGCGCGAGCCGGGCCUCGACCCCGGGGAGGAGGAGGCUGACGCUGACGACGACGACGACGACGAUAGCGGCGUCGGGUCGAGCCCGCCCACCGACGACUCGGGCGCAGAUGACGCCGGCCCCGGGGUGCCGCUGGACAUGGACGAUAAGAACGACUCGCUGUCCGGCAAGGAGGCCGAGGCCAGCCCGGACCAGCAGCCGGGCGGACAGCCAACCUCGACGCCGGCCAUCAUCGAGGCGCAGCUGCAGCAGUGCGUCGUCGAGGAGCGGUUCCGCCGCAUGCUGUUUGACGACUGGGCGUUCCUCGAGAGCACGCUCGGGAAGGGGCCGGCUGGUGAUGGACACGGACACGGCCACGGCCACCACUCGGCGGCGCUCGAGGCGCACCAGCGCGUCCACUUUGACAUGAUGGACCGCGCGGCACGGCAUGCCCCCGUCCAGGUGUUCGCCAUGCAAGAAGAAGAGCCGAGCAAUGACCACAACGACCCGCAGAACGAAGGCCCCGAGCCUUGUGCUCCCGUCGACGUUGCUGUUGGCGGUGGUGGUGGCGAUGAUGACGAGCCCGCUCGGGAGAGGUCGCAGCGCUCAGAAGCCCCGUCGCCUAAGGAGCGGAGGGCGGAGGAGCAGCGGCGGCAAGAGCUGGAGCAGGUGCCAGAGCAAGAGGAAGAAGAGAAGCCAGAGGAGAGGCUCGAGCGGAAGAAGAAGAAGAAGCAGACUAACAACAGGCUGAAGCAGCAGAGGGCCAGGAAGGAGAAGCACGCGAGGCUGGCUAAUAAGAGCCGGAGCCGGUAUCACCACGACUUCCGCCCCUCACAUGCCGGCUUGCUGAAGGAGAAGAAGAAGGAGAGGCAGAGGCAGAGGCAGAGGCUGGAGCAGCAGCAGCAGCAGGCAUCGGAUGGUUCUUGAUGAGCAAGACCCGACAAGUCAACAACACGAGGGGGGCUGAUUGAUGCAUUUAUGAUUGUGGGAGCUUUGUACAGAACUUAUGUAACACUAUUCAUUCACGACAGGGGACAGGGGGGCGGUUCUGCGGUCUGCGCUUCGAUAUGGCGUUGGGUGCGCCUGUACAUUAGUCCGUCCAUAAUUUGCAGCAUGGAAAAUUGAAGCGCAAUUGUUGGC